Messenger RNA from Gloeophyllum trabeum ATCC 11539, 1053 nucleotides. RefSeq lists its product as uncharacterized. NCBI's taxonomy places the organism in Eukaryota, Fungi, Basidiomycota, Agaricomycetes, Gloeophyllales, Gloeophyllaceae. The coding region runs from base 1 to 1053 and encodes 350 amino acids. The record is from RefSeq and is a predicted model, not a curated record. Gene Ontology annotation, biological process: regulation of transcription by RNA polymerase II. The transcript is spliced from 2 exons. Gene Ontology annotation, molecular function: protein dimerization activity; DNA-binding transcription factor activity, RNA polymerase II-specific; RNA polymerase II cis-regulatory region sequence-specific DNA binding.
AUGCCCGCGGCGUCCGACCCCCAGCUGCUCUCCGCGGGCGAGGCGCACGCGUUCCAGAGCUUCCUCGCCGCCGUCGACGACGGGCUCGCGCCCGAAUGGCACAUGUACGCGAGCGGCGGUGCGCAUGGGGGGGGAGGGGGCGCGGCGAUGGCGGGCAUCGAGGUGCCCGCGGGGAGGGAGGCGCUGGCGAAGGCGACGAAGGACCUGAUGGCGCUCGACCACCGCGCGCCGCCGCCGCCACAACAACAACAACAACAACAACACCAACAACCGCAGCAGCCGAGCAGGCAUGCGACGACGGACGCGCCGAGCUACGCGCACGAGCCGCACUACUCGUUCGGGUACGUGCACUCCCGUCCGCCCGCCCGCGCGCACUCGUCGUCGGCCGCGCCGCCGCACACGCUGCACCCCCUCCCCGCGCCCGCGCCCUCCGCCCUGCCCGCAUCCGCAUCCGCAUCCCGCCCGCCCGCCCCGCGCCGCCCGCCCAAACGGCCUAGCACCUCCUCCAGCACCUCCUCCAGCACCACCACCACCACCACCACGACCACAUCCACGAACGCGAAACGCCGGCGCGCCUCGCCCUCGCCGAAGCCCGCGCUGCUCACGCCGUCGCAGAAGAAGGCGAACCACAUCCAGAGCGAGCAGAAGCGGCGCGCGAACAUCCGGCGCGGGUACGAGGCGCUGUGCGACGCCGUGCCCGCGCUGCGCGCGGCCAUCGCGCGGGAGGAGGCGGAGGAGAGGAGGGAGAAGGGCAAGGCGCGGAGGAGGGGCAAGGGGAGGGAGGGGAGGGAGGCGGAGGCGGAGGCGGCGGAGAGGGCAGACGGGCGGGCGGGCCCGCGGAGCGAGAAUAUCGUGCUGCAGAAGACAAUCGACUACAUCACUGCCCUCCUGGACGAACGCUCCGCGCUGCUCACGCGGCUGCAGCACGCGCGCGCACGGCUCCCGCCCUCGCACCCGGCGCUGCACCCGCCGUCCGCGCCGCCUCCACUGUGGGAGCGCGAGUGGACCGGGGGGACGGGGGACGGUGAGGAGGAGGCGGGGGCGGGGGAGUGA